AGGUCUUGUAACCACUGAAACAGAACCCAGGUUUCGCUAAUGGAGAGUGUACCACUCUCCCUGGUACUCCAAGCCUUGGGCCUGAGAGAUCCCCAGGAUGGGACUGCUUGGGCAGGGAGGCCCUAGCCGCAGCUGUGUGAGGGUGAUUUGGGGGAGACUUUCCUGGGAAGGGCUGCGUCCUUCCUCUGGAUCAGAGGCUGGAAAGGAAGAGUAAGACCAGGAAGGGCCGGGCAUGAGGAACCCUGCGAGGAAGGCUGUCGGCAGCUAAAGCAGCUAAGGGCUACGGGCCCCAGAAGGAGGCCUCAUACUAAGGGCCAGAAACCAGACAAGGCGCCUCCUAAGAGCAGCCGCCCUGGCAGAUGCAGACAGUGAUCGUGACUUUUAGGUAUUUUAGGUAUGAGGUCAUGUGUGGUGGCUGGAAGUGAGCUUGAACCGACUGCCUUAAGCCAGUGCUGAUAGAGCCAGCUGGAGACAGAGGCCGCCUGAAGUGGGGGCCUGCUGGGAGGGACAGACACUGGGCGGGCAGCCGCAGGUGAGGUCCAGCCUCAGGCAGGGCUGGACAGCCAGGCCUCCUUAUGUGGGCUUGACUCACCAGGGAAAAGUCCCUGGGGAUGCUGAGCAGGGCAGGGAGAGCUGCUGGGCAGGACCAGCUGGCUGCUGGUGCCCUGGUCCUCGCCCUCUGUCAGUGGAAGGGUGGGGGUGGGGGUGCAGCACUCCUGGCUGGGAGCCCAGCAGAGUCUUUUGUAAUCACAACAUGAUCUCGUGUGCUGAGCAGCGAAGCCGGCAGGGAGAGGCCAGCAGAGGCCCGGCUCCGGCUUCCCUCCUGCUCUGGCUCCCCCAGGGCUGCUCUGGAAUUCUCUCGGUGCCCGCUGUUGUCAUGAACCCAGCUGGAUCUCAUAGAGCGGAGUCCCUGAUGAGCAGGCAGGAGGAGAAGGAUGCAGAACUGGAUCGCAGGAUCAUCGCCCUGCGCAAGAAGAACCAGGCCUUACUGCGCAGGUACCAGGAGAUCCAGGAAGACCGUCGGCAGGCAGAGCAGGGGGGCAUGGCUGUGACCACACCAUAUCCCCUCCUACCAGACAGCCUCACUGUCACCAUCAGCCAGGUUCCUGGUGAGAAGCGGGUUGUCAGCAGGAACUGGGUAAGGAGCCCUCUUGGACCUGGAGUGGACAAUGAAGUGACUGGGGAUGAAGAUGGAGAAGACCACAGGGGUACUUUCUGCUUGGGAAAGAGAGUGGACCUGGCCGUUACAAUGGAAAACAAAGCCAAGGCUAAACGGAUUGUGAGUGAGAAGCCCACUAGAGCAAGGAGCCAGGGUGCAGAUGGGUCACCUGGAGGAGGCUGUGGCCAGAGCUCCCCCAUGCAGAUGGCCAUCAGCUCAGAUUCUGGCCGGAAGGGUGCUCGGGAACCACGGAGUCCAGGCAUGGUCUCAAGCCCAGCACCCCGGCAGCCAGUGGGGAAGGCCCCGGAGACAGUGGGCUGGGACUAUGCACUGUGGAAGCAGGAGCGGGAGCAGAUUGACCUGGCCCGCCUUGCCCGGCACAGAGAUGCACAGGGUGACUGGCGCCGCCCGUGGGACCUGGACAAGGCCAAGCCCACGCUACCAGACUGCAGCAAGCCCCAGGACGAGGGUCUGGCUAGGGUGGGCAGCAGAAAAGGUUUCAGGGGCCAACGGAAGCUACAGCCCCCACUUUUGUCCCCUGAUGGAAAAGAUCGGGGAGGACAGCCUGGCAGACCUCCAGUGGUGCCAGCCACAGGCAGCAAACCCCGGGGGAAGGAGAGGCUAACUGGCAGGGCCCGAAGGUGGGAAACAAAGGAAAAUGAGGAGGAGCUGCAGAAUCAUGAGGGAAGCCAGAGCACCAGAAAGCCUUCAGGGCCAGAGGAAGAGCAUGCACAGAAGCAGAGCAACACGAAGUUGGAUGGACUGAAGGGGAGUCUGGCAACCAGCACAGCCCUGGCCUCCCCAGAGGGGCCAAAAGGGGAAUCAGCAGCCUUGACAGCCAGCUCAGACCCUGGCUCUCCACAAAACACUGACCUGGCUCCCCUUGACCUCUCUCUAGGGAGAGCCAGAAGCCCCAGGCCUGGAGAGAGUACAUGUACGCUCAGCCCAGGGCUUGGGGCCCAGGACAGCCCAGUGUCCCUGCUAGAUGGCUCCCAGAAGCAGCCCCUGGAGGGUAAUGACUACCAGUGUGGGCCAGAAGUCCAGAGUUUUUCUGGACCACAGAAAGGAACAGGGGUCUUAGAGCCCAAAGAGGACAGGGCUAGCAAAGCUGGGGUCCAGAAGAGCCUGGCUCCAAGAAGCAGGCCUCCCAGAGGAAACAGCCAAAGAGGGAGAGGCACAGGUGUGAGGAGCAGGACAGGAGGUCCUGGCCCUUAGGGGAGAUGCUGGGCAUGGCUCACAGGGAAUGGGAGCCGUGGUGAGGAGGAGGGAGAGACUUGAUCAGGAGAGUGUAUGCUGAUUGUCUGGUUGCUGGGGGCUUGUGCCAGCCUGGCUGAGCAGUGUGGCAAGCCCUGAACAGAGCCACCUCCUACCCUCACAAGCAGGCUCGGGCCCUGGCCUGUUGCUGUGCUGAGGCCAGAUAGCCAAUGCUGGCUCCCUGACCUGUGCCCAUUGCUGCCCAGGUCAUGAGCCUUUUCCACCAUGGUGACAAAACAAGGCUCGCUAACCCCCAGAACCUGGUUUUGCGGGCUACCCAUCGUCUCUAGGGCCUGGCCUCCCUCUCCAGCUGCAGGCUUCCGUCUCCGCAAGUCCAGACAGGCUCACAGCUGGCAAGGGGAGCCCAGGCCCAGGUCCUACUUUCCAUGCUCCUACCACCCAGCCGAUGACUCACAGUCCCAGGAUGGCCAAGGCCAGAGGACCUCAGCCAUCACCUGCCAUCCUGCUGUUUCUCCUAAAGAAGACUCUGAAGGCCCAUUGGCAGGGACUGGGCUGGGCACAGAGUAGGAAAGUAGACUGUGCAAGGAGAGUGUAUGGAAAAGCCUCUCUGAAAUGGGGCAGGCUAGGGAGGGGACACCUCCUGAGCCCACCGCAGGUGGCCAAGCUCACCACCCUGAUACCAGAAGGGAGACAAGGGCCUGGUCCUGCAGCCUAGGGUUAUUUCCUGCCUUCUCUUCUUCCUCCUUCCUCCCCUAUCUCCUGCACCAAGGCUGUGCCAAAGCAAGAAAUCAGACAGUGACAGAGACUGGAGAGACAGGCGGACAUUGACUCCAGCUAAGUAGGAGAUCGGGUCUUUAUCUUUCCUAUGUAGUCUCCGCCCAACCCCCAGGCCCACGUCUAGUGAAUUAUCCAGACGCUGCACAAGCUGUGGCUUCCUUUCAAUUCAACAAACAUUUCCUGAGCACCCUCUACCAGUAAUCCAGCCAGUGGGCGAUGGUAGCUUUGCCAACAAGAGGGAGGGAAGAAAUCCAGUCAUAGGCAGCUCUAGCCUGAACAGCAGGAGCUGUUCUUGGCUGUAGGCACAUGGCAGCACUGGGGGCAGGACAGUGGAAGGAGCUAGAGGAGAAAUGGCCAUCUCUGCUUGGAGGCAGCUGCUCCUCUUUUAUGGGAUCCACAACCUUUGUACCCAGCCCUCUUGCCUGGACCUCAACAUGUGGCCCCUUCUGUUCCCCUCCACUCUGGCCCUGCAUGGGUCUUUCUGAGACGUUAGUGGAUCUCACAGAUUCUCCAAGGCUCUAUGGAGAGCCCAGAGGGUCUCUAGGAUGUCACUGCAGUUACCCAUGAGGUUAGAAUUGUGGGGUGGCAGCCCAGUCAUCUGCCCUGGCUCUCCACUCCUCCCCCAUCCUCUAUUCAGGAAAGGGAUGGCUUCAGCAUACCAGACGGGAGAACCCUUCUAAUGCUUUCCUGUGAAGAGUCAGGCAGGUUCUGAAAAGGCCUGAAAGUGAGGCCUCCCGCUCCUACUGCUUUCUGGACUCCACCUUUCGAGCAGGAAGAGUCUCCAUGAGAAUGCAAGGAGGGCUGGGAGAGAGGGCAGACUCUAAGGGGCAGCUUGCUGACUACAUAGGAGCAGGGAAGGUCUACUCUUGCCUGGUAAGCAGGCAUCUAGGUUUCAGAGUGGAAUGGAAAACAGAGCUUCCUGGGAAAAUCUUCAGAAAGCAGUGAGAGUGGUGUUAGCUCUGCAUUAUAUACCAAGACACUGGUCAGGGAUGCUAGGAGGUGAAUGGGUAAAAGCAGUGGGGGUGGGUUGAACAGAAGUCUGGGAAUGCUUGGAAAACCUAUGCAUGUGGACACAUCUGGGCCAGGGUGAAAACUCCCGGCUCAAGCUUUCCUCUUGUCAUCUAGUGAGAAAUUUACAGUCUUGGAGUAUGACACAGGCCCCAGAGCUUGUAAUUCCCAAAGGAUAAGGCUAUGGAGAGCAGGUUCAGAGCCCUUGAGUCCAGAUGUCUCUAGAAACAUUUCAAUAAAAAAAUUUGAAUUCUGAACUGGGCAUGUAGCUCUAUGGUGGAGCACAUGCCUUAGCCUGAGUAAGGUCUUGGGUCUGAAACCCAGUAGCACAUCAAAAACAAAAAGGAGAGAAUUUGAAUUCUAAAUUUCCUAUUAUAUCCCACAGAACCAAAGCUCCCAACUGUACAGAUGUGCCUUCAUUAAAAGGUGUAGGUUAAGGUACGUUUGACCAUGGAAUGAGAAUGGAGAAAUUGGGCAGAGCCCUGGCUCAGCCCUCGAAGCCAGAGGGAAAGUUGGGCAGAAGGGCUUGGAGGACAUGGCCCUUCUCUUCGUGGGGCAGCAUCCAGAGGGCUGUUAGGAGAAAGGGUGUCCUGAGGUUGAGAGAAGAGAGAAUAACAGGAUGUCUUCAUUGUAGGCAGAUGGUAGUAGUGCAGGGAGAUAACUUGAGCUUUUCCUGGGAAAGAAGAGCUCUUCUCCAAAAUAAGGGAAACAGUGGCUGUGGUGGCUGGCCCUGCUGCUCUAAGAUGGAACCAACUGUGGAGAUGAAGCACAGCUAGACACCCUCCACAGACCCCGGGAUGGUGACAAGCUUGUUGUAUCUCUUCUUAGCAUUGAGCUGUCUUCUCAGAUGCCUGUCUACUCUGCAACCAUCAGACAAGACUACUCUUCAAAGGUCUUCAUUAACCUUGGCUAUCAGGAACCUAGACAUAGAGCUUGAAGAGCUCAGCAAGGAGGGGACACAGAGGAGGAAGGAGCCAGCAGGGAGAGGACAGUUUUACCUCAGGCCUCAAGACAGGAGAGCUGAAAAGGCAGAGGCUUCUCUGUCCCAGGCCAAUCUUACAUAGCAGGGAGAAACCAGAGCAGACCAGGCGUGAGAAAGCCAUGUGUUUUGAGGGCAGGGAGCAUGAUAGACUGAAGUAAGCACUGGCCUUGGAAUCUAACAGGCCGAACCAAACCGUAGGGCUGCCAUGUCAGUUGAGUGACUGGUCAAUUUUAACCUCUAAAGCCUCAGUCUCUUUAUCUGCAAAGUAACAUCUACCUUGAAGAGUUGUUAAGAAAAUUAAAGUUUGCAAAUAUACCUGACACAGCAGACACUCUAGUGUGCUCAGCUGGCACGCAGAAGGCACCCAGUGGAUACCUACUGAAUAAACGAAGUGGCUAUUUGGUGU
Messenger RNA from Octodon degus (degu), 5547 nucleotides. It is a transcript of the gene Ccdc9b, whose product is annotated as coiled-coil domain containing 9B. The record is from RefSeq and is a predicted model, not a curated record. NCBI's taxonomy places the organism in Eukaryota, Metazoa, Chordata, Mammalia, Rodentia, Octodontidae. The coding region runs from base 755 to 2374 and encodes 539 amino acids. The transcript has 11 exons.